AUGCUCUUUUUUAGUUUCUUCAAGACUUUGGUGGACCAGGAGAUUAUCUUGGAGUUGAAAAACGACAUCGAGAUCAAGGGUACCUUGCGUUCUGUCGACCAGUACUUGAACUUGAAGUUAGACAAUGUCUCGACUGUGAACGAGAACAAGUACCCCCACUUGAAAGCCGUGAAGAACUUGUUUGUGAGAGGUUCCACGGUGCGUUACGUCCAUAUGAGUGCUAGCGCUGUCGAUUGCACGUUGCUACAAGAUGCGUCUAGAAGAGAGGCCAUGGCUCAGGCUGGCAAAUAA
Messenger RNA from Candidozyma auris, 291 nucleotides. RefSeq names its product Sm-like protein LSM2 (gene SNP3). Bases 1 to 291 code for a protein of 96 amino acids. NCBI's taxonomy places the organism in Eukaryota, Fungi, Ascomycota, Pichiomycetes, Serinales, Metschnikowiaceae. The transcript has 2 exons. Gene Ontology annotation, biological process: mRNA splicing, via spliceosome. Gene Ontology annotation, cellular component: Lsm1-7-Pat1 complex; U6 snRNP; P-body. The record is from RefSeq and is a predicted model, not a curated record. Gene Ontology annotation, molecular function: RNA binding.